This is a messenger RNA of Dromaius novaehollandiae (emu), 5563 nucleotides long. It is a transcript of the gene HDHD5, whose product is annotated as haloacid dehalogenase like hydrolase domain containing 5. The record is from RefSeq and is a predicted model, not a curated record. NCBI's taxonomy places the organism in Eukaryota, Metazoa, Chordata, Aves, Casuariiformes, Dromaiidae. Gene Ontology annotation, biological process: glycerophospholipid biosynthetic process. The coding region runs from base 98 to 1360 and encodes 420 amino acids. The transcript has 8 exons. Gene Ontology annotation, cellular component: mitochondrion.
CCCUGGGAGUUGUAGUCCGGGGACUACGAGCCCCGGCGUGCCCCGUCGCCGCCGCUGCUGCCGCCGCCGCGCCGGUCGGGCGGGCAGGAGGCGCGGCAUGGCGCUGCGCGGCUGCCUGCGGGCCGGGCGCGGGGCGCUGCGCGGCGCGGCGCCGCCCGCCCGCGGGGGCUGCGGCGGGGGCCGGCCGCCGGCCUUCGGCUUCCUCUUCGACAUCGACGGGGUGCUGGUGCGGGGCAGCCAGGUGAUCCCCGCCGCCCGCGAUGCCUUCCGCGCCCUCUCCGACGCCCGCGGGCGGCUCCGCGUGCCCGUCGUCUUCCUCACCAACGCUGGCAACUGCCUGAGGAAGGCCAAGGCCGAAGAGCUGUCCCAGGCCCUGGGGCUGCAGGUGUCUCCAGAGCAGGUGAUCCUGUCCCACAGCCCCCUGCGGCUCUUCAGUCAGUUCCACCAGAAGUGUGUGCUGGUGGCGGGGCAGGGGCCCGUGGAGGAGAACGCCCUGAACUUGGGGUUCAAGCAUGUGAUCACCAUAGAGGCACUGAGGAAGGCGUUUCCCCUAUUGGACAUGGUGGAUCAAAGCCGGAGGCCAAAGGAGCUGCCUCCUCCAACCACUGACUUCCCCACUAUAGAAGGGGUGAUUCUGUUUGGGGAGCCGGUCAGGUGGGAGACAAGUCUGCAACUUAUUAUUGAUGUACUCUUGAGCAAUGGAAACCCUGGGGCAGAACUAGAAGAUAUACCAUACCCUCAUCUGCCUGUUCUCGCCUGCAACAUGGAUCUUCUGUGGAUGGCUGAAGCCAAGAUGCCCAGGUUUGGCCAUGGCACUUUCCUUCUCUGCUUGGAGAACAUCUACAAGAAGGUGACAGGCCAUGAGCUGAAGUAUGAGGCCUUGAUUGGCAAACCCAGCACAGUUACCUACCGCUAUGCCGAAUACCUGAUUAAACAGCAGGCUGAGAAACAAGGGUGGAAGUCUCCCAUCCGACGCCUCUAUGCAAUUGGGGAUAAUCCCAUGUCCGAUAUCUAUGGGGCAAACCUCUACAACAGCUACCUCAAGUCAGCUCACCAGAACCAGGUCCAGGCUGGGGUGAAGAGGAGCCCACUGGCAGGUAGUCCCCAAAGUGAGGAGCAGCUUGAGCAAAGGAAGGACUGCAACAUUUCAAUGGAGAGCUGCGAGUCGAUUCUGGUCUGCACUGGGGUCUACCGCCACAGUGCGGAUGUUCCCAAUAACCCAGAGGAAUGCGUGACGGAGACUGUGUUCCACGGGCAUCGGGACUUCUGCUUUGACCCCAACCUGGUGGAGGCAUCUUACAUAGUGCAGGAUGUGAAUGACGCUGUGCAGCUUGCUUUCAAGAAGGAAAACUGGAGCUAGGGCUGAGACAGGUGUGCUGCAAAGAUCUACAGUCAGAGGUUUCAUGUAGUGGAAAUGGGAGAGGGGGAGAACAGGGAGAGACUGGGGUGAUCUAGUCUAUUCAACAUGAAAGAAAACCCCUUGUCUCAACACUGAACACCCCUUGUUUGUACUGAUACUCUUCUGCAAUCCUGACAGCUGCCAGCAGGCUUUCAACUGUGAACUUACGUUGCUACAAUCACAAAUUGAACCAUAAAGGAAAUUAUGGGAAUUGUGGGACAUAACGAGAAGGCCUGUCCCAGCAGUCCCAGUUUUGUUCUGCCAUCAGAGUUCUUUCUCUUCCACCCUUUGUGCACAGGGAUCAGGUGAGCCUACUCUCAUCUUUGCAAUGUAUUUGAGGAUGAAGCUCUUCCCUGUGCAAAGAGCCACCAUCAGCCAACAUACCAUACUAUUCGUCCAAUUUGGGAUGCGAGCAGCCCAGAAGCUCUGCUGUGGUGGCACUCUGCCAAGGGAAAGCUUUAACUCUUAACAGUCUCCUUAUAAUGAAUAAGUGCCUAUGGACUUUAACAAAUUCUGUUUGCUUGGGGAUUUACCACUGUGUCACUGUCAGUCUGAAACAAAGUUCCAUUUUGUAGCCCUCCAGCAGUUAGGGAGGGGCAGGGCCCGGCAAAGGAAGCCACAGUUGCCAGAGCAGCUUGUUGCAGGGCCAAGGGAAAAGUUGUAUUAUUCCCUCCCCACUAUUUAGCAUUCUGUGAAUACUUCCGCCUUUUGCAGCCAGCCUUAGGGGCCAGCGGCUGGCUCUGAAUAGCAAAGGGAAACACCUCGGUGUCUGAAUUUACAGAGGUGCCAUCGCCUAGAGCUCAGUUUUGCAGCAAGAGGCUGUUUCUGCACCCAGCCUGGCCCUAACUGUUGCAAGGGCCAGCCACAUACUCCAGCUGGCACAGCUUCCACAGAGGGGCCCCUGAGAACAAGGGCCAGCUAGCAGGAGUCGCAGCCCACCUUUGCUCCUUCCUUGCAUGUAGGGGUUGAAAGAGCCAGGAUGGUGCCCAAGUCCCAAACCCCCAGUCUUGAUCUUUAAGAACACAAAUCUAUCUGUCCUUUGCUUCCUUCUUUCCUCUCUCCCCCAUGUGGCUUGCAUCUCAGGGAUAUCCCAUAUGGUCUGAUAUGUUCCCCGAUAGGGUCCCUGUUCCCUCCCCUUCCUCCAGCGUGGAGGUAGAGUCCCCCCAACAUUCAUUAGCUGCUGGGACCUUGCUGCCCAGGAAUAGUUCCGUACCCCCAAUAGCAUACUCCUUCCAUUGCCUCCGUUUCCCUAGCGCUGGCUAGUCAGAGAAAGUUCACAGCCUGUGUCUCCUUAGAUGGUCCAAAAAAGUUAAGUAAACAUUACUUGAGGAUCUCUGUGUGAAAGAUUGGCUCAGGAAGGGGUUUCUUAAUUGUAGAUGAGCAUCAUGAUUUUUAGAAGGACAAGCAAGUCCAGGUAAGCAACACGAAGCCUUUGGCGCCAACACAAUUAUGUUCCUAGUUGUACUUGACUCGCCCCACAUAGAGCUUAGAAUGAGGUCUGAGGUGCCUCCACCUCCCUCCUUCCCAUUUUACCAGGCAGCUCCAUAUACAGGGUACAAAAAAAGAUAUUCUGCACAGAAAUUUGUGUUGUUCUCAAUUAAAAUCUCAGCAUCCACGUGCACUGACAUUCUGCGUCAGCAGCUCUGUGUUCCUCUUCCGAUACUGCUGUAUCCUGCUAGGAAGGUCAUGCUGCAGAGCGAGCUCUUUGGUUACAUUAUGCCAGGCUCUGUGUCCUGAGGGGGCUGGUGCUCUGUCAGUGACCCAGGCAAAGAGGUUGUUCUCUCUGCUCUCUAAGAAGGCAAGUUUUUCUCUUUCCCUUAUAUUCCAAACAGGAGCAGAAAAAUAGUUCUGACUGAAUUCCCUCCUGUGAAAUCUGCAGUGGGAAGCAGUCUCUUUCUCUCUUCACACUAGCUGAGAUUCUUCUCCUUUGUCUCAUCAGGACAAGAAUCACUUGGCUGCUUCUAAGAGCAGCUGUGAUGUGAGGAACACAGUCUUAAAUUUUAAUCCUUUGCCUUUCACUGGAGAGAGAAAGAAAUGAUUGUUUAACCUACUUGUACAAAACAAAGGCUUGCCUCCAGUUCCCAGAAGAAUAAGUACAGGGAUUGACUUGGCAUAUGCCAUGGAGAAGGUCUUUUAGCUUUCAGAGCAUCUCCAAAGUCACAAGCAUGCUAUAGACCCAGUGUGCGAGGCCUGAUACUGGAGCCCCAAAUCCCAUUUAUUCUUAGACUGGCUCUGGUGUCCCUCAACCUCACUUCCACAAGUGACAUCCAGCAGCAGGGAGAGGAAUGCUCCCUUUCUGAGCAAUGUGAGCUAGCUUUGGUGAUUAGCUGGUGACUUCCUUAGGAUUAACUGGGAACUGUCUUCUAGGCCAUAGGGAGCCAGGCUGCUGGUGAUAACUCCUGGUCACGCCUUCCAUUUGGUAGGUGCUUACCUGCAGAAAUACUAAGGUUUGUGCAUUUGCGUGUGCAGUGGUCUUUGGCAGAGCUCUUUCUUGUGAUGUGUUAAGAUCUUGGUGCCAGUUGCUCAGAGACAGGAUGCUGCGGAAACACUGUUCUCUGGGGGCUGCAGUGAUGUUGAACCAGCUUUCCUGAGUGGAGUCAAGUGCUCUGGCUGCCAUUUCCGAUAACAGCGGUAGCUUUGUGGAAGGAACAUGCAGAGGAAUUUUAUGAAAUUACGAAACCGCCUGUGAUUUCUCAUCAACAUGCACAGCCCACCUCAGCCAGAAGCAAGAUAGCUAGCAAGGAGGAGAUAGGGCCUCCUCCACAAGCAGAACAGUUUUGCAUUUGCACAGAGAACAAGCCAGGCACCUCCAUCUCUAGAAUAGUAGUGGAGAUGAACCGACUGACGUGAAUCUGCUUUGGAUUCCAAAUCUACUUUUAACUUCAGGUUUUUUUUUGGGGGGGGGGGGGGUUAGCAUGUUAAUGUUGAAGCAGUGCUCUGGGAAUCUUUAAAAUGCAUAGGAGGAGCUUUAGUGAUUAAAGAAGCUUCACUUUUGAGUCGAAACUGGGGAGAGAGCAGAAGAAAGCUAGGAGAAUUUCUUAUCCCUUCCCCUAUUCUUGCCAAGUAACGCUGCUUUCGGGGCUCUGCUUGUCAGUCUGUGCACUGAUAAGUCAAAUGGGCUACCCUUGGUCUGAGCAACACAGAGAACUUGUCUGUCUUCCGCUGCUCAGCUCCUUGAAAUGGUACACUUUGUCCGAGUCACUUCCCAGGAACUGCGUGGGCGCAGUGAAUGGAGUAGGAAUUCGGGAUCUCCAGCUGCUAUCAGAUACUGACCUGGUUACAGAAGAUUUCUACAGCAAGAAGCGCUUGCCAGAUCUUCGUUCCACGCGUUUUGUGGUGGAGCACUGUGCAGGCUGCCAGCCUAUCUGCAGUUCAUUUAUGGGUGCCUGUUAAUGCUAGAAUUCAGUGAAGUCCUUUUUCUUGCUUUGUUUCCUGGGAUUAGCUUUAAGCGUGGCUGGAACAUAACCUUUCCUUUGUCUCACGUAUUACACAGAUGUGGUAUUUUAGAUACCAUAUUUCUCUGUUUUCCAGCAAGCAUACUUCUAUGCAGAUUAUUGAACACAGUGAGCAGAAGAGAGGACUUCACUUGCCAAUCUAAUCCUGUAACGUUUAUAUAUGGUGCACUGCCCUGUUGCAACAAACAUUAUGAAGACCUUAUCCUAACAGCUGUAUCUGCCACAGAUGGAUGGAUUUUGGUCAAGCCCUAAGGGAGUAAGUGGUGAGGUGAUGUGACUGAGAAUACCACAGAGGAACUGAAGGAUGGAUAUAAAUUAUUUUGGACCUGAAGGAGAGCUUUUAUGUCUUGCAAUAAGAUUUUGAAAAGGGUGGCCAGAGAGGAUGAUUCCGUUAUUCCACGGGACAUAAGCAACUACUAGCCUGGCAUUCAGGGAGUGACAUAACACUACUACUGUGCCCUUUCUUCCAAUCCUAGUGCUGGUGUGUCUUUUUUCUCCAAUAAAUGGGUAAUUUAGAUUUCAGAUUAUAUCUUGUGCACUGUAGCAGUGAUUAUGUAUUGUACAGAGAAAUCACAAGCUGUGAUAGUUUUAGCUUUCAUAUUAAGUUCAACCCAAUUCCAGAGCUGCUCCUUUGAACUAGCACAUAUUAAAAAAAUAACAAAAGAGGAUUUCUGUGAAAUAAAUUUUAACAUGCUGUGUGUACAUAUCA